This is a messenger RNA of Bombyx mori (domestic silkworm), 6192 nucleotides long. Its product is annotated as transmembrane protein 104 homolog. The record is from RefSeq and is a predicted model, not a curated record. The transcript is spliced from 6 exons. Lineage: Eukaryota; Metazoa; Arthropoda; Insecta; Lepidoptera; Bombycidae. The coding region runs from base 80 to 1594 and encodes 504 amino acids.
CAAAAAUCUAGUGAAUAAUCUGUGAUUGUUAUUUCUGCAGUUGUGGUCCGAUGGCGAUGUCGUAUUUUGUUUAUGUGAUAUGCCGCGUAGAUUUUGGGGUGUAAAAAGACUUCUAAAAAUGCCUAUAACUGAGACUGGGGAUCAAUAUUCGAUAUGGGUGGGCUUAAUAUAUAUAUUCAAUUUGAUUGUUGGGACUGGCGCUCUGACAUUACCUGCAGCAUUUUCCAGGGCAGGAUGGGCAUUAAGCACAAUAUCAUUAGUCUUCUUAGCAUUUAUGAGUUUCUUGAAUGCAACUUAUGUGAUAGAAACUAUGGCAUGCGCCAAUGCAGUGCUAAAAUGGAAGAAACUGCAGUCUAUUAAGAGAGAGAGUAUCCAAGAUAGGGAUACUGAUGAAGAGACUACCUCACAACAAUAUGGAGAUCUCGAAGAACCCCUUGUUUGUGGUACUUCCAUACCUUCAAGAUACUACAGUCUGGACCAACGUGUGGAACUUGGAGAAAUGGCAAACCUUUUUUUUAGCAAGACUGGAAGGUUGAUGUUUUAUUGCACUCUCUGUGUAUAUCUGUAUGGAGACCUAUCGAUAUAUUCAGCUGCAGUUGCUAAGUCCGUUAUGGAUGUUGUAUGUUCAACAGUCUCUUCGAAUGUCACGAACGGCAGAGGUUGGGAGAGCUUGCCGUGUUUCAACGCAACCGAUGAUCCGAUGGCGUACACUCGACUCGAUGUGUAUAGGGUCUCUCUGCUCACCUUCGUAGCGGUCAUGGGGCCCUUCGUCUUCUUCAACGUGCAGAAGACUAAGUACCUGCAGUUGCUGACGUCAGGAAUGAGAUGGCUCGCAUUCACGAUAAUGAUCUCAAUGGCGAUCCAUCUGUUAACGUCCCGAGGGGCUGAAGGCAGACCUCCUACGUUUGACGUGACGGGAAUGCCCACAUUAUUUGGAGCAUGUGUGUAUUCAUUCAUGUGCCACCACUCGUUGCCAGGACUCAUCAGUCCGAUACGAGGCAAGAACGGCUUGGGGCUCCAUCUCUCUCUAGAUUACGUUCUCAUAAGCGUAUUCUACCUGUUAUUAGCGUUCACUGGCGCUUUCGCCUUUGCCGAACUAAACGAUUUGUACACGUUAAAUUUUGUGCCGUCGGACAAUGAAAACAUAUUCCUUAAAAUUGUCGAUUAUUUCCUUUCACUGUUCCCGGUUUUCACUCUGUCCACGAGUUUCCCGAUUAUAGCGAUUACAUUAAAGAACAAUCUGCAGUCUCUAUGUUUGGACACGGGUCGCAUUGAAAGUUACAAUGUUGUCGUUAGAAAAUUUUUAUUUCCCGUCGUUACGGUAGUUCCUCCGGUACUGUUGACGUAUUAUUUAGAGGAUAUCAGUGUGUUGAUUGAGUUCACUGGUUCGUAUGCGGGAGCCGGUAUUCAAUAUUUGAUACCGACGUUUCUCGUUGUGUCCGCCAGGCGGCACUGCGUCGCCCUGCUGGGUUUGGGCGUGGUCAAUAAGUAUAAGAGUCCGUUCUCGCAUGCGGCGUGGGCAGUAUUCGUCCUGCUCUGGUCGUGCAUGUGUAUAAUAUUGGUCUCCGUGCACAUAUUAGAAAAGAAAUCAUGACGAUAAAUUACGCGGUUUUUUUUUAAGACCAUAGACGGAAAUGCUAAUAUAUAUUUUUUGUAUGUUAUUAAUUGUGAUAUUCUAACGUGUGUGUGUGUGUUAAUUUUAUAAAUUUAAGACAUAUUUUAUUGAGGGCUUUAUCUUGAGAUAGCAAAAUUAAAUGACUUAUUUAUGUACUUGAAUGAUAUUCGUGAAUGUGUUUAAAGUAAAAGUUAUAUAAAUUACAUUAUAGUAGGAGUUUUAUGAAGAAGAAAAAAACACGAAUGAUUAGAUUUAAGGAUAGGUACCGCGACGCUCAACCAAUUUGUACCUUCUUAUAUCUCUACGGUUUAAUUGUUGUCGUAUUUAAAGGCUUUGUAUUCACGAGCGAACGAAAAUUAAACCAAACUAGAAAACAAGCUUUAGAAUUUUGUCACUCUACAUGACAUCAAAACUCCUUUAUUUCCUAUUGAAAAAUUGACUCUCUUUUCAAAACCAGAGCAUCAUGCCUGACAAAACUCUGGUAGUUACUCAUUCAGCAGACAUUAUGAAACCUCAUUCUGGUGCAUCGUCGGUCCCUAGCAGUAGUGUGAUCAUCCUAUUUUUGAAGCUCUCAUCCCAUUCCCCUAUUUAUUUUAGGGUCUGGUCAUCACAUAUUUCUAUAUCUUCAAAUACCUCCCACAUUAAUCCUGCAAUAGCGUUUUGAGAUAUUAGUCAAUAGACAUUCCGGCCUGUGUAACUCGCUUGAGAUGUUCAUUUUUGUUGUAUAUUUCCUCUUUCAUUUAGAAUCGACAUGCUAGUCUUGCGCAGGUGCUUCUUAGUGCUGAAGCAUCCCGUGAAGUAUAUUUUUUAAAUUCUCAUCCCAUUCUCCUAUUUAUUUUAGGGUCUAGCCAGAAAAUUGCCCGAAUCUUUGACCCUUGACCUCAUCUAUGCUAUUCCUUCGAAGAUAUCUUCAAAUAUCUCCCGCAUUAAUCCUGCAAUAGCGUUUUGAGAUAUGAGUCUAUAAACAUUCCGGCCUACGUAACUCGCUUAAGAUGUCCAUUUUUGUUGUAUAUUUCCUCCUUCAUUUAGAAUCGAUAAGCUCGUCUUGCGCAGAUGCUUCCCAGUGUUGAAAUGUCCUGUGAGGACCCUAGCGAAUCUCAGAUUAACUUAUGUAAUGGAUUUAAAGAUGUCUAUUGAAUAGUACUUUCCAAUCAAAUGUUCCUAGUUCAAUAAUUCCUACACGUCAUUGAGGUCCUAUGGUUGGUUGGAGACAUUUCAUAGAUACCGCGACGCAACUAUGCGUUUCUCAGUGCUUUGACUCUUUAAGUCUCAAAGCAGAUGGCGCUGCUGUCGCUGUAAUCUACUUCACUACCCAAAAAUAGUUUCUGGCCGACAGCCCAACCAACAAUUUCCAGGUGAAAUACAACACUUAAUUUAUUAAGACUAAUUUUAUGUAAUGUUAUACAAGCUUUAUUUUUUUAUAUUUUAGAGAGUUUAAUCCAUAGACCUAUAUAGUAGGGACACGACAUAUUGUUCUAUACGUACAAUUGCUUAUAUAAAUAGCACCCAUUUUGAAGGCACACACAUAAACAUAUAUCUAUCUCGUUCUUACUCAGCACUUUAACUCGCAGGAAAACAAUAUAACAGUAUUUCAGUGCGUACAUAAAAUGAAACAUGAAUAUACGUAAAUGUCUCCGUCUCCGUCUAAUGAGGCCGAAAAUCCGCCAUGUUUAGCGCGCCAAAUGUCAUUGUCACGUCAGUUCGGCCGUCUGUUUUGGGUUGUACAUUAUUUAUUGACUUUGAUAUCGAUUUAAUAUGAUUGCUUAUAUAAAAUUUCUAAUUUUAUCAUGCUUAAAACAUACAAAAAUAAUAAUUAAAACAUAUUUUAUAGGAUCUCAAGAAGGUCGAUGUCCCAAAACUAUUAUCUAUAUAUAUUUAAAUUCAUUAUGGAGCCCUCAUCCGAAAAAUAGAUUAUACACUUAAUAAUAUAUUUGAAUCCGAAAUAUCGGACACCAUUUUUCAGUCGGAAUCUAUUCAUCAUGACACUAAUCAUAAAUACCUCUUUAAAAUGUGUCAUCAAAACAUAUUUAGACAUUCUGUUUAGAUAUUUCGGGAAAAAGGCUACCGACAAAAUCUCUUCGGAACUAUUUAAAUAAAAUAGUUUUAUUCCGCAGUGAGUAAAACACUAUUGUAAAUUCGUUAAAUAUUUAUUAAUUAAGUGAUUUUAGAGAGGAAGUCACAAGGAAUGACGUUUGUAAUUUCAUUAACGAAUAAAUGUUCUGUAGGUGUUUUUUUUUAUCAGGCGGUCCCUUGAUAAGUUUAAAUUUUGAAUCACUCUCAAGUGAGAGUGAUUCAAAUGGUGCGGUGCACCUUCCUUGAGGUGCACUGCGGUAGUCUGUUACGGACUUUAGAGUCAGCAAAACAAUUAAAAUAGAUUGUAAUAGUCUAAGAAAAACACGUACUCAAAAUACGAUAACAUUCAGCAUGCUAGAAAUGGGCUGAUGGCACUGUACUAUGCCAUAUCUUUAUGUUUUGCGGCAAACGACAACUUUAUAAAAUCAGUGUAGCAAAUUUUAAGAAUCAUCAUAUCGUUUACUUGGACAAUUUGAAGCACGAACUCGUCUUAGAUUUCACAUAAUAUCUAAAUCACAUCAUCUUUGCACAUAACAAUAUAUUUAAUUCCUAUUAAAGUAUAAAUUCUACAAAUACAUUCAUACUCAACAAUAUUUAAAAAAAUGUGUGCGUGUACUAGUGUACACACGUAAGAAGUGAAACUUAUUUAUGGCCUUAUUUUUCGAAAAAUGAUCUACAUGCAACUUUCUAGAAAUUGGUUAAAUAAAGUUAAAUUAGAUAAAGUUUAAACAAAAGGAUUUUAUUAUCAUAGACAUGAAUACAAAAAAGUUAAAUUAGAUAAAGUUUAAACAAAAGGAUUUUAUUAUCAUAGACAUGAAUACAAAACAGAUGGCGCGUAACGGAAAAAUGUGACGCGUAACCGAAAAAUGUGACGGUAAAUUUUUUUCCAACGCCGAUAAGGAAGUUUCACUUCAAUAAAAUAAGCCAAGAACGUUUAUCGAUAAAACCUACUAACAUUAAAAUCUUCUGGGCAGCACUAAAACCGCCAUGUUUUGUGGCCAGAUGACGUCACAGUGGCACGAAUUUUUUGUUGACGUUUCAUUUCCAUAGGUUUCCUACUUCAGUGGUUUAAUCAUGUUAAUUCAAUAAUUGAUUUACGCUUUAUAUAUUUGAAACCAGUGAAUGUGCCAAAAAUAUGCAUAGUUUUAAGUGUGUGUGUUUUUUUAUAAUUAAUAUAAAUUAACUAAUUAACGCACAUUUUCAAACAUUUCGGUAAAAUAGUAAUUAAUAUUUAAAACAAAUCAGUGAAUAGAAAUUGAAAGUCGAACAGACCUGAGUGUUAUUCUCUGCUAUUAUUAAUUUGAUUUUAAAUUUUUAUUUAGAAUAUGUCCUGUUAUGGAAAGAAAUCUUGUAAUUUUUUAAAGCGCGAGUACGUUUCAUAUUUUAUGUACUAUUGAUUGAUUUUAUGACAGGAUUUUUAUUGCUUGUACAUAAUAAAUAUAUAUGAAAGGGCACUGUAUCGAAAAAAAACCUGUGUACUUAAUCUACUUAUGUAUUUGAGAUAUUCUUAUGUGCAUCUAAAUCCGAUUAUUAUGGGAGGGGGAGCUCUUUGCGAAAUCCCGAAGCGUAAUUUUACGUUCAACUUUAUUUAAUACCGUUUCUUCUGGUUUAAACAUUCAACGAUAGCUGAUUAUUGACAGUAUUCGUGAAAGUUGAAGUGUAAAGCUUAAUAAGUUCCCCCCAUUUCGCUCUGAAGAUCAUCACAACACAAUUAAGAUUAGCUAAAAUGUGAAGUAACCAAUGGUUGUGAUUGAUAAAAGGCUUUUUUUUUUUUCAAAAAGUACUUACCUACUGUCUAAUUGAGGCCGCCAGCGCAAAAGUUGCCUUACCUACAGUUUUUCAUAUUCGUGCGUAUAUAUUGCAAUUUACUUAAAUCAUAAUUAAGAUGCAAAACCGGCCUAUCCCUAAUUCCACCCAUAGAUAACAGAUGCCUUUGUAAACAUUAUUUUUGCGCGUAUUGUUUCUGCUUACGAAGAUGUAAACGUUAAUUCAAAUCUCAUUAUCAUUUAACGGCUGUCUGGUUUAAUGGUAAGUGACAUGGUCACUGCAUACGGGGGUCGCGGGUUCGAAUCCCGCCAAGGGAAGAUAUUUGUAUGAUAAAUAUAAAUGUCUUUUCCAGGGUUAUGGAUGUAUAUUAAAUAUAUGUAUGUGUAUAGUAAAAAUCUUACAUUUAUUUCCGUUAUCUGGUACUUGUAACACAAGUUCUUUACCAAAUUAUCACGGGACUAGUUAACGUGGCGUGAUUGUUAGUAAAUAUUUAUUUAUUCUUAUUAUCUCCAUACUAACUAUAGCAAGCUUAGGUCACUUUUGCGCUGACGGCCAUAAUUAUUGUGUUAUUUGUGUUCUUCAAACGGCUGGUCCGUGAUGAAUUAUAGUACCUAAUUAAAUUUUUAUACAAUAGUGAUUUUUUUUUACAUUAAUGAGUUGUGUGAUUAAACUUGUGUGUUUUGUGUAAUGUAACAUUGUAUAUUUAAUAAUAAAUAAAUGCCUAUUUUUAACUGUUA